GGCCCGGCCCGCCGAGGAGGAAGGGAAGGGAAGGGGAGCGGACUGCGCUGUUGCCCUUUUAAGCGAGCGAGCGGGCGCAGGAGGCCGGUACAAAGGGAGCUCCGCCGUGCCCCGCCGGCUGGGGCUGCCCCGGCCCCGCCAUCUUCUGCCCCGCAGGCGCGGCCGGGGCCAGGGUCGGGCCGGCUGAGUCGGAGGGAGGCGGCGGCAGCGCAGGCCCGGGCCCGGAGAUGAGGCCAGGAUGUCGGUGUCAGGGCUCAAGGCCGAGCUGAAGUUCCUCGAGUCCAUCUUCGACAAGGACCACGAGCGCUUCCGCAUCGUCUCCUGGAAGCUGGACGAGCUCCACUGCCAGUUCGUGCUCCUGCCGCCGCCGCCGGGCUCCAGCCCGCAGCCGCCGCCGCCGCUCACCAUCCACUGCAACAUCACGGAGUCUUACCCCUCUUCAUCACCAAUAUGGUUUGUAGAAUCAGAUGACCCAAACCUGACUUCAGUCUUAGAGCGUUUAGAAGAUAUUAAGAAGAGCAAUACUCUGCUUCUUCAGCAGCUGAAGCGAUUAAUAUGUGACCUCUGCAGAUUAUAUAAUCUUCCUCAGCAUCCAGAUGUUGAAAUGUUAGAUCAGCCAUUGCCAGCUGGACAGAAUGGAACAACAGAAGAAGUUACAUCAGAGGAGGAGGAAGAAGAAGAUAUGGGUGAAGACAUCGAAGAUCUGGAUCACUAUGAUAUGAAGGAGGAGGAACCAGUUGAUGGGAAGAAAUCUGAGGAUGAAGGCAUUGAAAAAGAGAACCUUGCAAUCUUAGAAAAAAUCAGAAAAAAUCAAAGGCAAGAUCACUUAAAUGGUGCAGUCUCUGGGUCAGUUCAGGCUUCAGAUCGACUUAUGAAAGAACUCAGGGAUAUAUAUAGAUCACAGAGCUAUAAAACAGGGAUAUAUUCAGUGGAACUCGUAAAUGACAGCUUGUAUGAAUGGCAUGUUAAACUUCUCAAGGUUGAUCCUGAUAGCCCACUGCAUAGUGAUCUUCAGGUCUUAAAAGAAAAAGAAGGUGUAGAAUACAUUUUACUCAACUUCUCUUUUAAGGAUAACUUCCCUUUUGAUCCUCCCUUUGUGCGAGUGGUGUCUCCUGUGCUCACGGGAGGGUAUGUCCUAGGUGGAGGUGCGUUAUGCAUGGAACUUCUUACUAAACAGGGCUGGAGCAGUGCCUACUCAAUAGAAUCAGUCAUCAUGCAGAUCAAUGCCACUUUAGUCAAAGGAAAAGCCAGAGUACAGUUUGGAGCCAAUAAGAAUCAAUAUAAUCUAGCAAGAGCACAGCAGUCCUAUAAGUCACUAGUACAAAUACAUGAGAAAAAUGGCUGGUACACUCCUCCAAAAGAAGAUGGCUAAUGCUGAGGACUGUUGUAUACCUGGACCAAUGUCAACAAAACAAGCUCUUUUUUAUGUUUUCCAACACACAGACUCAAGCUAUGAGUGCCCCUAUAACAGCUGUACUGAGGACUUUAGCUAUUAGAUAAGUUAGUGGAUAAUCUGUCAACUGACACGUACAGUAUAAGUGACAGCCUUACCAUUCCGCUCUUAGGUAUCUGGACUGAGCAGUUUGGGCCUUUACCAUAUUUGUUCUUAUGGAUUAAGCAUAUUUGGGCCAUGCCCUCCCUUCUCCCUUUUUUUAUUUGAAAGCAUAAACUCUCCUUGCAGCAGGCUAUCAACUUACUAAAGAUCAUUCAAUAGGAGUGAGUUGUUCACACACUUCUGUGUAUUUCUUACCUUUUGCAAAAUGCAGACUGCAGAGACUUGCGUUGUAUUGUUUCAUUUAAAGCCAAGAAGUUUAAUACAUGUUUAAUACUGUUUUAGGAAAUGUCAGGUCUUGCAAAUCACAGUAGUUUUUCUGGUCUAAAAUGACAGCGUUUGUAGUAUUUCCAAAUUAAUGAUAUAGGAAAAACACAUGUAUGUUAAGUCAUUAAACAUCUUUCAUGGCUGUAUGAGAAUAUGAACUGUUUAUUGGAAAAGAUGCUCUUUGUUUAGAUUAUCUUAAUUUUUUGGUUUGGUUUUUUCUUUUUUUUUUUUUGGUUUUGGUUUGGUUUUUUGUUUUUAUGCAGAGCAAGGCUGUGCCAAUAAAACCUUGUAACUAGUCACUUCCACUGGGGCAUCAGAACUUGCUGGGCUGUUCCUGCUACUUGUUGGCUCAACCUCCUUAACAAGAAGAGCCACAGUAUGAAGCUUGAAGUUAUUUAAAAUACUAAAAACCUUUUUAGGUGUUCCAUUUUAUUAACGGGUUGUUGCAAUCAUUUGUAAACUAAUGAACUUAUAAAGUGAUUGGCACAAAUUGAGAUGAAAGUCCUUGAAUGGAAAUUUUUAUAUAAAAGCUACAAUAAAGUACAAAAACAUGUCAUCCAAUUCAGAGGUGUAAGAAAUGCUGCCAUAGUCAUGACGGCGGUUUUGUUAUUGAAGGACUAAUGGGAACUGUUCUUUAUUCGGAGAUGAAGCUGGGUCUGUGUACUUACACAAUUUCAUUGCCUUACCGGAAUCGACUCUAUUUUGGUUGUAGUACUAGUCAUUAGGCCUGUGCACCCCUCGGGGCCGAGCUAUGGGUGUGUUCCAUGGAUUAAGCACUUUCAGAAGUGCAGAAGCAUGUUUUUGUAAUGUUGUUUUUUGUUUGGGGUUGUUUUUUUUUUUUUUUUUUAGUUGACUAUCGAACUUGUGCUAUUUUCUCUGUCAGGCACCCGCGGGUCCUUGUGCAUUUGCUUCUAGAUCCAGUUUUUAGCUCGAAAGAAACGAUGGGAGAGGUUUGGCCCUGCUUCCAGUGCGUGUUGUCCCCGGUGCGCUGGGUGGCAGCCGAGGCUGUGCCGCUGUCCGGGCGCAGGGGGGCUGGGGGCGGCCCUGGCCUCCGCCCUUCGGCGCAUGCUUCGGAUUGGGUUCCAUUUCUUCUGGCAGAGUUCCUUGGCAAUGUACAGUAAUUUGUAAACUUGCAUCAAGUUUAUGAAUAAAAAGCAUUUUACGAA
Messenger RNA from Corvus hawaiiensis (hawaiian crow), 2985 nucleotides. RefSeq names its product ubiquitin conjugating enzyme E2 Q2 (gene UBE2Q2). The record is from RefSeq and is a predicted model, not a curated record. Lineage: Eukaryota; Metazoa; Chordata; Aves; Passeriformes; Corvidae. Gene Ontology annotation, molecular function: protein binding. The coding region runs from base 239 to 1372 and encodes 377 amino acids. The transcript is spliced from 13 exons.